UCUUCAUCUGCGGCGGCAGCUAAGAACGAACACAAUGCCAUCAAAAGACAUCAUCGCAAGCGAAAACGAAAAUCGCUUUCCAUCCGGUUAUUGCUCUAUGCCGUUUGCCUGCUGUGCCUGAGGCCAUUCCAGCAUGCAAUUGGGGUGGUGGGUGCAGUAGGCCCCUCAUCAUCUGCAUCGACAUCAGCUUUGUCGAAGAGCUCAAACUCAAACUCGAAUACAACAAAUACUCAACAAACACAACAGUAUUCUCAUGCGGACAUUGUGGCGCAGUUCACAUUGCCCCAAGCAACAACGAAUAAUUUUCAUUCAAUGACCCAGUCUCCAACGGCUGCCACCAACUUUAAGAAUGGCACACUGGCCUCAACUCCGGCCACGAAGGGCGCCUCGAAGAAUUAUUUCACCCAUUUGGCGUACGAUUACAAGCAGAAUGUUUUCUAUGCCGGAGCCACAAAUAAAAUUCUCCAACUCAAUGAAAAUCUGAGGGUUCUUAAGCAGGCCGUUACCGGCCCUCAGCGUGACUCUCCCCAGUGCCACGCCAGUGGUUGUUCAGAAGACGUAGAGACGUCAUUGGUGAAUAAUCAUAACAAAAUACUUAUUGUCAGUUACGCCCAAGGCGAUAUAUUGAUUGCCUGCGGCAGUGUAAGACAAGGAGCCUGUGAUAUUUACAAUUUAAAUCAUUUCCCCAACAAUCCACGAUUCAUCGAUAUUCCCCUGGCAGCUAAUGAUGAAUUUGCCUCCACCUACGCCUUUAUAGGUCCGGCAAAAUACACCUGGAAGACGGAGGACAUUCUAUAUGUGGGCACCACAUUCACCAAUGUCGGUGACUAUCGGCACGAUGUGCCAGCGAUUUCGUCGCGACGACUGGCCGACUUGAACUACGCCGAAUUCGAGAUUAAACAAUCGAUCAUCAACAUUGAAGUCAAGUAUCGGGAUCACUUUUUGGUCAAUUAUAUUUAUGGGUUUAACUCAUCGGAGUAUGCCUAUUUUGCCAUUGUACAGAAACGUUCACAUUUGGCGGAGGAGGCUGGCUAUGUGACGCGUUUGGCACGUAUUUGUAUAUCAGACUCCAAUUAUGACAGUUACACAGAAAUAACCAUCCAAUGUCUGGCCACACAGGACAAUGAGGAUUACAAUAUUCUGAGGGAUGCCAAGAUUACGGAGGCUGGCCAAAAGUUAGCCCAGCAAAUGGGUAUAAAACGUGGAGACCACGUCUUGGUAGCUGCGUUUUCACCCUCGAAAGACAUUACCAAUCAGCCAGAUGACCGAUCGGCACUAUGCAUUUAUAGUUUGAAAGAAAUAGAAGAAGCAUUUAAUGAGAAUAUCCAUCUCUGCUUUAAUGGUACCGUUAAAGACAGAAAUUUGGGAUAUAUAUCGGGUACCAUAGAUGAUGGUCGUUGCCCCCGAACCUCAGGCAAUGUCUACAGCUUUUGUAAUGUUGGCUUGAAGAUCAGUGGAGUGGCACCUAUAGCGGCUCAUGCCUUAUUUCAUUUCGACAAUGUCUCAGUAACGUCUGUGUCGACAACCACAACAGGUCCCCACUCGCUAGCCUUUUUGGGAACGGAAGAAGGUUCAAUAAAGAAGGUCCUGCUUUCCGGAAAUAACCCAGGAGAAUAUGACGAAAUUAUGGUGGAUCCUGGCAAUAGUAUCUUACAAGAUACCAUAUUUUCACCCAACAAGGAUUUCAUUUAUGUCCUCUCGAAAAACAAGGUGACGAAAAUGCGCAUGGAACACUGUUCACAGUAUACGAAUUGUACAUCUUGUUUGGAGUCCAGAGAUCCAUUUUGUGGUUGGUGUUCUUUGGAGAAGCAUUGCACGGUUCGUUCUACAUGCCAAAAGGAUACUUCCGCAGAACGUUGGCUCUCUUUGGGUAGUGGCCAACAGUGUAUUGACUUUGAGUCAAUUUUACCCGAUAGAAUACCCAUAACAGAGGUAAUACAGGUGGAGUUGGUGAUACGCACACUACCAGAACACUACAGUGGAAAAUACCGAUGUGUUUUUGGAAAUUCUACUCCCAUUGAUGCUGAGCUCUUGGAAAAUGGUCUGGCUUGCAUGACGCCACCACCCGAAGAACGUCCGGUGAUACCACCAAAUAUGGACCACGUAUCGGUGCCAUUAUCUGUGCGGAGCUCAGAGACAAAUAAGGAUUUCGUGUCCAGAUCGUUCACCUUUUUUGACUGUUCGCGUCACAACACUUGCCAGACAUGUGUGCACAGUCCAUGGGAUUGCAAUUGGUGUAUUUAUGACAACAAGUGUAUGCACAAAAUGCAAAAAUGUCGCAAUCUGGAGAAGGUAAUAACCAGGGAGAAUGAAUGCCCUCACAUGCGUCGUCUCCGAGAGCCCAUUCUGUUGCCGGUAAAAGUGCCCAAGGAAAUACGUUUUGAAAUCGAAAACUUGCCCAAGCCGAAAAACGCAGCCUAUGGCUUUCUGUGUACAGUACAAAUAGAGGCUGCCCAAAUGAUGUUACCGGCACGAAUUGAAUCCAAUCGCGUAGUGGUGUGCGAAAAGACGCCGUAUUUCUAUGAGGCUAACACAAUCGAAUAUCAAGCUCGAGUUGAUAUCACCUGGAAUAGACAACACUAUAUAGAUACUGCGUAUAUAACGCUCUACAAAUGUGAUGUAUUGGGUUCUCAUCGGGAACAUGCCGACUGCAGCCUGUGUGUGACCAGAGAUCCGAAAUAUCAGUGUACCUGGUGUGGCAAUACCUGCGCCUACAAUGAGACCUGCCCCAUAUCCUCGUUAGAUCAUGAUUCAAGUUCAUCUGCCACGUCUACCCUAUCGUCCUUACUGACCUCACCCCAUGGCUUGGGCUAUCACAAAUUCACGGAUUGUCCAAAACCGAGGAUCGAUAUGAUCAAGCCUUUAUUUGGACCCAUUGAAGGCGGUACUCUAAUUACGAUAGAAGGCAGUAAUUUGGGUAUACGCGAAGAAGAUGUUAGAGGUAAAAUCUCUAUAGGCUCUGUUCCCUGUGAAUUGGUAAACUACGAAAUCUCCGUUAAGAUUGAGUGCCGGACUGGUGCGGUUAGCCAUGAAUUAACGGCCCCCGUAAAGGUGUUCAACGAAGCAGGAUUCACCGAAUCUAGUGUGCAGUUCCAAUUUAAGGAUAUACAGUUGACAGGUUUGACACCGACAAGAGGGCCUAAAUCCGGAGGCACGCAAAUCUCGCUAAUUGGAAAAUAUCUUAAUAUUGGCUCGAAUAUAAAGGCUUACUUGGAUGAGUAUGAAUGUCAUAUAAACAUAACACAGGUCUCUUCGUCGCGUUUGACUUGUAUUACCUCUGAAGCUACCCAGCCCGAACCCAUACGCAUGUUACGUCUCAUCGUAGAUGGGGCUAAUCGAACCUAUACUUGCCAAAAUCCACCUCACCAUCAACAACAACCACAAAGACAACCAUUUAGUUCAGUAUACGAUUCAUUCCACAACAACUACAAUUAUUUAUUACCCUCGUUGACCAGACCCUGUUCCAUAUUUAAUUAUACCCAAGAUCCAACCAUCAUGGAGAUAAAGCCGUUGGUUAGUUUUGCCAGUGGUGGACGUCUUCUCACCGUCCAUGGCAUGUAUUUAGACUCAAUACAAAAACCUGAACUGGAGGUUUAUUACGAAAAUGAACGGCUGAAUAAAACAUCCUGUGUGGUAAUAAACUCAAGUCAAAUGGAAUGUCCCUCUCCGACUGUAUCGAAACAAUUUCUUGAUUACAAAGUUAUGCUGGACCAACAAAGAGAUCAGGAUUACAACCAGGCUCCAGCAGCUGCAUCGUCCACAUCGACAGGUUACCAUCUGAUAAGGAAACGAAACAACUACCCGUUUGGCAGCGACACUUCAGAUAUUUAUAGCACUAUAAGCACCAACAGUCGUUACCACGAAAGUAACCUGUAUCAGGCACAGGAUGUGGCAGCUUUUGUGAAAAUAAGGGAGACACAACUGAACCUGCAGUUGGGCUUCAACAUGGACAAUGUACAGUGUGUUCGUGACCUGAGUAAAUAUUUCCCCAGUUUACGUAGCACCAUUGUGUACUUCCAAGAUCCCAAAUACCACCCAUUCCCUGAUAAUUUGAAACUCUAUAAAGGCGACACGUUGGUGAUCGAAGGAGAAUUGCUGAAUAUAGCAGCUGAUGAAUCAGAUGUAAAUGUGACCAUUGGCACUGCACAAUGCAACAUUACCAGCCUGACAAUGACCCAGCUGUUGUGUACCCCACCAGAGAAACAACCUGCAGGUACCGAUGAGAACAAUGUGGCGCAAUCGAAUGAUUUGCCUCUGGUGGUGGUAACAGUCGGUCGGAAUCUUCGCUUUGUCAUCGGCCACAUAAAAUACGACAUACUUAAGCCUUUCACCUUUUCACAUGCCAUGUGGGUGAUCAUCUUUACCAUUCUAAUUGUACUUAUUUUGCUGAUAGCAGCCUUCUUUAUAUACCGUCGUAAAUCCACUCAGGCUGAGCGAGAAUACAAACGCAUACAAAUACAAAUGAUAACACUCGAGAGCAAUGUCCGCUCCGAGUGCAAACAGGCAUUUGCCGAAUUGCAAACUGAUAUGAGCGACCUCACUGCCGAUCUGGAGACCACCGGUAUACCCACUCUGGAUCAUGUCAAUUACAUUAUGAAGGUCUUCUUCCCCGGUGUCACCGAUCACCCCAUACUCAAUUCACCGAAAAUGCGAAUGAAUAACUUCCAUACAAACUACGACACUGCCAUGCUGCAAUUCGAACAACUGAUUAGCAACAAGUAUUUCGUACUGACCUUCAUUGAAACUCUGGAAGCCCAAAAGUCAUUUAACAUACGCGACAAGGUGAACGUGGCCUCGCUACUGAUGAUAGUGCUGAUGAACAAAAUGGAAUACGCCACGGAAAUUCUGAAAUGUCUUCUGCUGCGUUUGGUCGAUAAGUCGGUGUGCAACAAAUAUCCGCAACUGAUGUUGCGUCGCACUGAGAGUGUUGUGGAGAAAAUGCUAACCAACUUCAUGGCUAUUUGCAUGUAUGACUAUUUGAAGGAAUAUGCCGGAUCGAGUCUUUUCCUGCUCUUCAAGGCCAUAAAACAUCAAAUCGAGAAGGGAUUGGUGGAUGCCAUUACCCAUGAUGCGCGUUAUUCAUUGUCCAAGGAGAAGUUGCUGCACGAACAAAUACCGCACAAUGUGGUGGUGCUGAAUAUCAUUCAGGAUGACUUGGAUGAGAAGGUCCAGUGCAAAGUACUCGAUUGGGAUACAAUAACACAGGUGAAGUCCAAAAUUCUGGAUGCCCUCUUCAAGAAUACGCCAUUUUCGAUGAGACCCUCAGUGCAUGAAGUAGAUUUGGAAUGGCGCCAUGGUCGCGAUGGUCACCUUAUUCUGCAGGAUGAGGACUUGACAACGAAAACCAUAAAUGGCUGGAAGCGACUUAACACCCUGGCACACUAUGGGGUCAAAGAAUCGGCAGUGAUGAGUUUAGUGGCUCGGCAAAAUGACUGCAACAACAUGGGCUACGGCAAGCAAUACCAACCGCCCUACAACAAUUUCUACUUCAUCAACAAUUCACAAUCUCACAUUAUCAUGAAUAAUGACAUAGAGUCCGGUCUGCAACAGCCGCGCGUCUAUCACUUGGUUAAGCCAAUGCUACCCGAUCAUUAUAUGAACAUAAAAAAUUCAGCCAUUUCGGGCGGCAAUGGUGCGGCCAAUGGGGAGCCCAUACACAAGACAAUACCCGAGGUAUAUUUGACCCGCCUAUUGGCAGCUAAGGGCACAGUACAAAAGUUUGUUGAUGAUUUCUUUGCCACAAUUCUAACGGUUAACGAAGAAUUGCCACCAGCAGUUAAAUGGCUCUUCGAUUUACUCGAUGAAGCCGCUCGCCGCCACGACAUCUACGAUCCGGACAUUGUGCAUGCCUGGAAGUCAAACAGUCUGCCGCUACGGUUCUGGGUGAAUUUUAUCAAAAAUCCCGAUUUCAUUUUCGAUGUAAAUAAAACCGUGACCGUGGACGCCAGUCUCAGUGGCAUUGCCCAGGCCUUUAUGGAUGCCUGCUCCACAACGGAACAUCGUUUGGGCAAAGAUUCGCCCUCCAACAAAUUAUUAUUUGCUAAGGAUAUACCACAAUAUCGGAAAAUGGUCAAACAGUUUUACAGCGAUGUGGCUCGCCUGCCACAAAUCAGCGACAUGGAAAUGAGUGCAGCCAUGCAUCAUCUGUCGAUACAACAGAACGAUGAAUUCGAUACCAUAGCGGCGCUCAAGGAACUGUACAUAUACGUUACCAAAUAUAAUGAACAGAUAACGGAUGCCUUAGAAAAUGAUAUUAAUUGUAAGAAAAUGUAUCUGGCCCACAAAUUGAAGAAUGUUGCAUUUACCCUGGAUGGUGAUGAGACAUCAGCUUGCUGACACUCAUUGGAGGAUACAGACUUGAUAUUAAAUAAAUUAUGGAAUGUGAUGUGACUUUCCAAAAUCCCAAGCGUUUGAUGUUCAAUGUAUGCGGGUG
Messenger RNA from Musca vetustissima, 6433 nucleotides. It is a transcript of the gene PlexB, whose product is annotated as plexin-B. Gene Ontology annotation, molecular function: protein binding; semaphorin receptor activity. The record is from RefSeq and is a predicted model, not a curated record. Bases 313 to 6336 code for a protein of 2007 amino acids. Gene Ontology annotation, biological process: regulation of cell migration; regulation of GTPase activity; motor neuron axon guidance. The transcript has 2 exons. NCBI's taxonomy places the organism in Eukaryota, Metazoa, Arthropoda, Insecta, Diptera, Muscidae. Gene Ontology annotation, cellular component: semaphorin receptor complex.